CGCCGGCUGACGCGAAUGACGCUGCGCCAGUCAGGCCGCAGCCCCGCUGCUUGGCCCGUCGGGCCCGCCUUGGCCGGCUCGGCCCGCCCCCGGCCCUCCCUGCACGGCCUCCCGUGCGCCCCUGUCAGACUGUGGCGGCCGGUCGCGCGGUGCGCUCUCCCUCCCUGCCCGCAGCCUGGAGAGGCGCUUCGUGCUGCACACCCCCGCGUUCCUGCCGGCACCGCGCCUGCCCUCUGCCGCGCUCCGCCCUGCCGCCGACCGCACGCCCGCCGCGGGACAUGGCACACGCACCGGCACGCUGCCCCAGCGCCCGGGGCUCCGGGGACGGCGAGAUGGGCAAGCCCAGGAACGUGGCGCUCAUCACCGGUAUCACAGGCCAGGAUGGUUCCUACCUGGCUGAGUUCCUGCUGGAGAAAGGCUAUGAGGUCCAUGGAAUUGUACGGCGGUCCAGUUCAUUUAAUACGGGUCGAAUUGAGCAUCUGUAUAAGAAUCCCCAGGCUCACAUUGAAGGAAACAUGAAGUUGCACUAUGGCGAUCUCACUGACAGUACCUGCCUUGUGAAGAUCAUUAAUGAAGUAAAGCCCACAGAGAUCUACAACCUUGGAGCCCAGAGCCACGUCAAAAUUUCCUUUGACCUCGCUGAGUACACUGCGGACGUUGACGGAGUUGGCACUCUACGACUUCUAGAUGCAGUUAAGACUUGUGGCCUUAUCGACUCUGUGAAGUUCUACCAAGCCUCAACAAGUGAACUUUAUGGGAAAGUGCAGGAAAUACCCCAGAAGGAGACCACCCCUUUCUAUCCCCGGUCACCCUAUGGGGCAGCAAAACUCUAUGCGUAUUGGAUUGUGGUGAACUUCCGUGAGGCAUAUAAUCUCUUUGCAGUGAAUGGCAUUCUCUUCAAUCAUGAGAGUCCCAGAAGAGGAGCUAAUUUCGUUACUCGAAAAAUUAGCCGGUCAGUAGCUAAGAUUUACCUUGGACAACUGGAAUGUUUCAGUUUGGGAAAUCUGGAUGCCAAACGAGAUUGGGGCCAUGCCAAGGACUAUGUGGAGGCUAUGUGGUUGAUGUUGCAGAAUGACGAGCCAGAGGACUUCGUUAUAGCUACUGGGGAGGUCCAUAGUGUCCGGGAAUUUGUCGAGAAAUCGUUCUUGCACAUUGGAAAAACCAUUGUGUGGGAAGGAAAGAAUGAAAAUGAAGUGGGCAGAUGUAAAGAGACCGGCAAAGUUCACGUGACUGUGGAUCUCAAGUACUACCGGCCAACUGAAGUGGUAAGGACUCUCUGGCCACCCAGUGCGUGGCCACAUUUGGCUGGCUGGCUGGGCAAAUGCGCUCAUGGAAUGCCUGCUGCCAGCCUUUGGAGCUGUCAGUUCAGCUCCCUGGCAUCCUUCAGCGUGCAUUUCCAAAAUCAGAACACAGUGAAUUCAAUUUGAGAUUAUCAUUCUUACCACAAACUUCAUUGCUCUAUAAAGGAAAACAAGAGUUAAACCCACCAAAAGAAAUCAUUGAUUUCAGAAAUGGAAUCUCACAUCACAAGCAGAUCUCCUCAUGUUGGUCUCCUAUUCUAAUGGCUGGUCCCUGAUAACCUACAGGAUGCCUGACUUAACAACGGUGUCCCAGACCUGCAGGACAUCUGGGUCCUCUCCAGCUGUGUCUAUGUCUGUGUCUGUGUACUCAUACACAAGUGCAUACUUGCACACUAUACCAUAAAUGGUCUCCUCUGCUUUUUAUAAGACUCAGGUCAGGGACCACCCUGUCCAUGUAGCCUUUUCUGGCCAAUACAUCAGUACUGCUGAAAUUCCUUCCCACUCCUUUCUUUGUAUCCACAUUAUAUGCUAUUCAUAAUCCUAUUAUAGUACCUAUUAUAACUCACCAUAAUCAUUUGUUUACAUGUCUUUCUCUCUUUACCAAAUUGUGAACUCUUUGAGAAUAGGGACUUUUAAAAAAUAUCUUAAGGCCAGGCACAGUGGCUCACGCCUGUAAUCCCAGCCCUUUGGGAGGCAGAGGCAUGCAGAUCACCUGAGCUCAGGAGUUCAAGACCAGCCUGACCAACAUGUGGAACCCCAUCUCUACUAAAAAUACAAAAUUAGCCGGGCAUGGUAGCGCAUGCCUGUAAUCCCCACUACUCAGGAGGCUGAGGCAGGAGAAUCGCUUGAACCCAGGAGAUGGAGGUUGCAGUGAGCCGAGAUCGCGCGCCAUUGCACUCCAGCCUGGGCAACAAGAGUGAAACUCCAUCUCAAAAAAAAAAAGAAAA
Messenger RNA from Gorilla gorilla gorilla (western lowland gorilla), 2248 nucleotides. It is a transcript of the gene GMDS, whose product is annotated as GDP-mannose 4,6-dehydratase. Gene Ontology annotation, biological process: 'de novo' GDP-L-fucose biosynthetic process. The record is from RefSeq and is a predicted model, not a curated record. The transcript has 9 exons. The coding region runs from base 279 to 1427 and encodes 382 amino acids. Lineage: Eukaryota; Metazoa; Chordata; Mammalia; Primates; Hominidae. Gene Ontology annotation, molecular function: GDP-mannose 4,6-dehydratase activity.